This is a messenger RNA of Cyclopterus lumpus (lumpfish), 675 nucleotides long. RefSeq names its product transmembrane protein 98 (gene tmem98). The transcript has 6 exons. The record is from RefSeq and is a predicted model, not a curated record. NCBI's taxonomy places the organism in Eukaryota, Metazoa, Chordata, Actinopteri, Perciformes, Cyclopteridae. Gene Ontology annotation, cellular component: endoplasmic reticulum. The coding region runs from base 1 to 675 and encodes 224 amino acids.
AUGGAGACAGUGGUGAUCGUUGCCAUUGGGGUGUUGGCCACCAUUUUUCUGGCCUCUUUCGUCGCCCUGGUGGUGGUGUGCAGACACCGCUACUGCCAUCCUCACCACCUGCUGUACCCCUUCGACUCCAAACCCACAGUGGAUCUGAUUGGAGCCAUGGAGACCCAGAGUGAGCAGUCGGAGCUGGAGCUGGACGAUGUGGUCAUCACCAACCCUCACAUUGAGGCCAUCUUGGAGAACGAGGACUGGAUCGAGGACGCCUCUGGAUUGGUCUCUCACUGCAUCUCGAUCCUGAAGAUCUGCCACACUUUGACUGAAAAGCUAGUUGCCAUGACAAUGGGUUCAGGGGCAAAGGUCAAAGCACCGGCCAGCCUUAGUGACAUCAUCAGUGUGGCCAAACGCAUCAGCCCUCGGGUGGACGACGUGGUCCGGUCCAUGUACCCUCCUCUGGAUCCAAUCCUCCUGGAUGCCAGGGCCACCGCUCUCCUUCUCUCAGUCAGCCACCUGGUGCUGGUCACCCGCAACGCCUGUCACAUGUCUGGCAGUAUGGACUGGAUCGACCAGUCGCUCAACGCGGCCGAAGAUCACAUGGUGGUUUUGCGCGAGGCAGCGCUGGCCUCCGAACCGUAUCGAAGCCUACUUGGAGCUGACGUACAGAGAGAACAGGCCAUCUAG